Molecule: messenger RNA, 2096 nt
Organism: Psammomys obesus (fat sand rat)
Lineage: Eukaryota; Metazoa; Chordata; Mammalia; Rodentia; Muridae
Gene: Alox15
Product: arachidonate 15-lipoxygenase
Exons: 14
Coding region: 1-1992 (663 amino acids)
Biological process (GO): lipid oxidation; linoleic acid metabolic process
Cellular component (GO): cytosol; plasma membrane
Molecular function (GO): iron ion binding; arachidonate 12(S)-lipoxygenase activity; protein binding
Source: RefSeq, a predicted model, not a curated record
AUGGGUGUCUACUGCAUCCGCGUCUCCACCGGGGACUCCUUGUAUGCGGGCUCCAACAACGAGGUCCACCUGUGGCUGGUGGGGCGGCACGGGGAGGCGUCGCUCGGGAAGCUGCUGCGACCCUGCCGGAACUCGGAGGCUGAGUUCAAGGUGCGUGUGUCAGAGUACCUUGGGUCGUUGCUGUUCGUGAAAGUGCAAAAGUGGCAUUACCUCAAGGACGACGCCUGGUUCUGCAACUGGAUUUCCGUGACGGGCCCCGGAGAGCAAGGAGCGGAGUACAGGUUCCCCUGCUACCGAUGGGUGCAGGGCACCAGCGUCCUGACCCUCCCCGAGGGCACUGGCUGCACCGUGGUUGAGGACACUCAGGGCCUGUUCAGGAAGCACAGGGAGCAGGAGCUGGAAGAGCGGCGGCGGCUGUACAGGUGGGGCAGCUGGAAGGAUGGCUUGCUCCUGCACGUGGCGGCGGCCAGUUUGUCCGAACUCCCCGCAGACCAGCGAUUUCGAGAGGACAAAAGAAUUGAGUUUGAAGCUUCGUCAGCUUUGGGGACAAUAGAUACUCUUCUCAACUUUCCCCUGAACGCUGUGACCUGCUGGACGAGCCUAGAUGACUUCAGCUCGGUGUUCAAGAGUGGUCACACCAAGCUGGCUGAGCGGGUUCGAGACUCGUGGAAGGAGGAUGCUUUCUUUGGGUACCAGUUUCUCAAUGGUGCAAACCCCAUUCUCCUGAGGCGGUCCACCCGUCUUCCUUCCCGCCUGGUGUUCCCUCCCGGGAUGGAGAAGCUACAGGCCCAGCUGGACGGGGAGCUCAAGAAGGGCACUCUGUUUGAAGCCGAUUACUUUCUCCUGGAUGGAAUCAAGGCCAACGUCAUCCUUUGCAGCCAGCAGUACCUGGCCGCCCCUCUGGUCAUGCUGAAGCUGCAGCCUGAUGGGCAGCUGCUGCCCAUAGCCAUCCAGCUUGAACUGCCCCAAACUGGGUCCACCCCACCACCGAUUUUCACGCCCACGGACCCCCCGGUGGACUGGCUCUUGGCCAAGUGCUGGGUCCGCAGCUCUGACUUACAGGUGCACGAGCUGCAGGCUCAUCUUCUGAGGGGGCAUUUGACGGCUGAGGUCUUCGCAGUGGCCACCAUGAGGUGCCUGCCCUCCGUGCACCCUGUCUUUAAGCUCCUGGUCCCUCACCUGCUCUACACCAUGGAAAUUAACGUCAGGGCCAGGAAUAACCUGAUCUCGGACAGUGGCAUUUUUGACAUGGGGAUGAGCAUAGGCGGAGGAGGCCACCUGGACCUUCUCAAGCAAGCGGGGGCCUUUCUGACCUACGGCUCACUGUGUCCCCCGGACGACUUGGCUGAGCGGGGUCUCCUGGAUGUCGAGUCUUGCUUCUACGCUAAGGAUGCCCUGCGACUCUGGGAAAUCACAGAGCGGUACGUGGCGGGAAUGCUGGAUCUCUACUACAAGAGCGACGAGGCGGUGAGGGAGGACUACGAGCUGCAGAACUGGUGUCGGGAGAUCACGGAGGUCGGGCUGCAGGGGGCCCAGGACAGAGGGUUCCCCACCUCUCUGCAGUCCCGGGCUCAGGCUGGCCACUUCAUCGCCAUGUGCAUCUUCACCUGCACGGGCCAGCACUCCUCCAUCCAUCUAGGCCAGCUGGAUUGGUUCUACUGGGUCCCCAACGCGCCCUGCACCAUGCGGCUGCCACCGCCCACCACCAAGGGUGCCACAAUGGAGAAGCUCAUGGCCACGCUGCCCAACCCCAACCAGUCUACUCUCCAGAUAAACAUCGUCUGGCUUCUGGGCAGACGCCAGGCUGUUAUGGUGCCCCUGGGCCAGCACUCAGAGGAGCACUUCACAAACCCCGAGGCCAAAGCUGUGCUGAAGAAGUUCAGAGAGGAGCUGGCUGCCCUGGAUAAGGAAAUUGAGAUCCGCAAUAAGAGCCUGGACAUACCCUAUGAGUACCUGCGGCCCAGCCUGGUGGAGAACAGCGUGGCCAUAUGAGCAGCCACGGCCCUUGCUCGCAGUCCUGGCCCCCCAUCCUCUGCCCGCUGGGACCCUCCUCCCAGAGCCAUUUUCCUUGUUUGCUGUGGGUGUCGCUUUUUACU